This is a messenger RNA of Penaeus chinensis, 2404 nucleotides long. Its product is annotated as serine/arginine repetitive matrix protein 1-like. The transcript has 6 exons. Lineage: Eukaryota; Metazoa; Arthropoda; Malacostraca; Decapoda; Penaeidae. Bases 402 to 2111 code for a protein of 569 amino acids. The record is from RefSeq and is a predicted model, not a curated record.
CAAUGUCAAAUUUGUUUCAACACUGAAAUUAAGAGAAUAUAAGCCGAGGCAUAUGUACUGACAUUAGCAUCAUACUAGUAUCGAUAUAGGUUGGACCAGUUUUAACAAUAAAUAAUUAAAUAUUAAAAGGUUUAUCUUUUUGAAACCUUUACUGGAGAAAAAGAAAACAAAAUCUUCUCUAGCUGCUCUUUUUUGAAAGAUUAUAAUUUCAGUUUUUAUUCAUGUGCAUUGUCUUUAGAUUAGCAUUCAUAUUGAUAGAGCUGAUAAAUGCUAUUGAAUGUUAUACACAAUGUACUGCAUUAAACCCCUUGUUAUUCAGCAGGCCAAGGUAGUGGCUGAGGGAAAGCAUGUACAACAAGUGAACUCCAGGACCAGUUUAGUUAUCACAUUGAAUUAGGAACAUGUUGGGUGACACAGCCACAGCACGGUCGGAGAAGAGGCGCCAUGAUGACCAGGCAGAGAAUCAGGAUGCCUCCCCUCCUAAAGCCAUAACGACACCCCAGAGAUCAAGGGGAAAGCAUCCUGCUGUGGAGAAAGAAAUGAAUGAGAAUGCAAACACACCAAGAACCAGAAACCGCACACCACUACCAGAGAAAAAUGACAAGGCCCAAGGAAGCGGCACACCAACCCAAAGGAGCAGGAGCCCAACAUCUCAAAAGAGAAGUGCUGCCUUGGCAAAUCUCACACCGAUAUCGAGAAACAAAAGUAAAAGCCGUUUAUCGGAGGAAGAGGACACCCCACACCUCCAACCCACACCCACACUGAGAAGCCGGGCCAAAGCACUUGCAUUUGAGAAGCAGGAAGGCAGUGCUUCACCAAUGCCCAUGCCCAGGAGUAGAAGUAAGACACCCUCCUCAACAGAGGGCGAAUUGGCAACCAAGUCCACACCCAACACAAGGAGAAGGAGUAGAAGUCAGACUCCUGUGUCAUCACAGAAAGAAAGCAUCACCACACCACGGAGAGCCAAAAGCACCGCGAGGGAUGACAGCAAGACCCAAUCGAAGAUUCCUGUCCCAUCCUCCAGGAGCAUGAUUGUCCAGGCUUUAGAGAAUGAAAGACAUGCAAAAGCCAAGGAGAAGAGCAGCAGUAAAGAGGCAGAGAUGCUGGAGAAAGGCCUGGCAACCUCUUGUAAGGGUUCAGAGGAGGGAACCAAACUGACAGCAGACAGCCUAAAGAUGGUGCCGAAAGAUACGAGCCUGAGCACUUCAGGGUCCUCGGAUGAGACUGGGCAAGGGGCAUCGGAUCUCAGUGGGUCAUUGGAGAGCUCGGCUCCUGAGGUCAGGAAGGAGUUUCAGACAGAGAUGGACAAGGUCAAGAGAAGGAGAUCGACAUUGGGCAGAGGCAGGAAGUCGAUCCAGAGCAUGGGAGGGCGGAGGUCACUCUGUGCAGCAGUUCAAGUUCUUUCAUUGCAUGACCAAAUCGACAACAUUGCAAAUGCUUUGCCACACACCACAAAGGUGAGCCACCUGAUUGACAUUUGUGUGAGGGAAGCACUUCGUCGUUUGGAACAGAAGCUAGAGGGAGACGAGUGUGUUUCUGAUCUACGAUUGGACCUCAUAACCCAGUCAGAGGACAUUGCAGGGCAGGUGUCCUACACAGUGGCUGGCCAGCCAUUAGUUGCUGAAGGUCCUUCCUCGUUCACUCCAACAACAGAAGACAACAAAGAGAAUCUUCACAAAAGAAUUGUGGCUUACAAGCAGAAAACAAAAGAGCUGGAAGAGGAAUACAAGGCCUGGAAAAACUUAAUGAAGCAAAGAAAGCAGAGAUACCAAGCUGCUGAAAGGGAAUUCCGCGAGGCAAAGUCUGGCGAGACCAAGAUUGAGGAAGAUCAGAUCAAGCAGAUGACAAGCAUCCAUCGCAAUCUUCUAGCCAGCAGGCCCAAUUACCACAAUUAUAUACAGGAGCUGCAGACAGUGAGGGAGCGAGCAAUGCUGAUGCUGCAAGAGGUGAACCACACAGCCGAAGUCGUAUCCAACUUCAUCAGCACCUCCAAAGCUGAGGCAGAAAGUUGUUAUGCUGCUGUCGAGGAGCUGAGCUUUGGCUUUUUGAAGAACCGUCCAGUGAAGAACAUGCUCAAGACGAUGAUAGAACCAAGUGAAAUUGCCAUUUAGAAUGCAUACCAGGAUGGUCUUCGUCUCCUUCUUCUCCUUUCCCUUUCUGUAUAUAUCAACUCUUAUCAAUUAGGAAUUUGCCACUUCUUCGCAGAUGUAAAUGGAUAGGCAGAGAAGCAUAAUAGGCUUUUGAAAGAUGUAUAACAUUGUUUGUGCAUGUCUUUUAUGUGUUUUGAUGCCAUAGUAUACACAUACCUUUGUAGGAUUUAUAUGACAGCUUAUAUUUUCAUACUGUUAUUGAUAAAGAGACGAAGUUUCAAAAACUUAAUCAAUUCUCUCUCUCUCUCUCUCUC